AUGGAAGGGGAACUUGCCUUCGUGAAGAGUGAACAUGUGCUGGACAAUAUAACAGGUAAAGAGUUGGAUGCUUUCAAAUUGCAGGAGCACUCUGGUGACAAAGUUUAUGUCCCACCAAAUUCUAAUGGUAAUUUUGAUCUUAAGGUGGGCCAACAGUACACAAAUAUCGGAAGAGACACAUCCGAGUCACAAAAAACUGAAGGGGGGAAGACGGUUCUCCUCCACAGCCCGACCUCACUGACACCCACCAAAAAACUUUCGUCUGUUGGCGACAUUGCCGUUAGCGCGGCGAGUGUGCUCGAUGUUGACGGGAAGGAUCUGUUUUUGAGCCCAAAAGAGGCAAAAAACGUUAUUGAUGACGCUGAAGGAAGUGUCAUUUUCUCACAAAAGGGGCGCGAUACCCCCUCCAUUUGUGGUGCCGCUGAAGGUGUUCGAUUGCAAGACGGUGCCAGGGACAUGUUGUUCUUUUCUCCACUUCUUCAGCCGCUGGAAGCCGGUGGGAAGAAUUUUCAAGAUCCCGUUCAUGAGUAUGUUCACCUUCCCAACGUCGCAAUUCGCAUUAUAGAUACAGUUGAGUUUCAACGCCUCCGCACGGUGAAGCAGCUUGGUACCGUAUGCUUCCUCUAUCCUGCCGCUACGCACACGCGAUUCGAGCAUUCCAUAGGGGUUGCGCAUCUCGCAUCAGAGAUGCUUAAACACAUUGCAUCAUGUCAACCUGAGCUUGGAAUAACCAGGGCAGAUGUUUUAAGUGUUAUUAUUGCUGGUCUCUGCCACGACCUCGGACACGGACCCUUUAGCCACUCCUUUGAAGUUGCUGUUAAUCGCAUUCGCUCGAAAACUGGUGCUCGAAAACUGUGGCGUCAUGAGCAUAUGUCCGUUUUACUGUUGCGCCGCAUUUUAAAGAAGAUAGAGAUUAGAAAAUACGGUUUGAAUGAAGACGAUGUGAGAUUUAUUGAGCUAUGUAUUACUGGUCUUCACCCUUCGAAGCGCUGGCCGGAGAACAUUGGCAGACCGGAGAAAAAAAGAUUCCUGCUGGAGAUUGUCUCAAAUAAACGCAACGGCAUGGAUGUGGACAAACUUGAUUACUUUCACCGUGACUCGAUUGCUUGCUAUGGUCGGGCAGCCGUUGAUGUGCAAAUUCGUCGACUGCUGAAGUCGUGCAAGGUACUUUGUUGUGAGGAGCAGCACCAAAUAUGUUUUGAGGAAAAGAUGGCCCUUAGUCUCGGGGAUAUAUUUAGUGUACGGGCAAAAUUGCACAAACACGCGUACCAGCACCGCGUAACCCUGGCCAUUGAGCAAAUGAUGAUCGAUGCACUGUACGAGGCUGAGCCUUUCUUCCUCGUACCUGGAAAAAAUGGCAGAAAGCUACGCUUGUCUGAGUGUGUGGAUGAUGAAGAAGCAUUUUGCAAACUUGGUGACUGGAUUUUGGAGGGCAUUACUGCCUCCGACGAUCCUCGACUAGCGAAGUCUCAGUCACUUAUCCGGAGGAUAAUGGAACGUGAUUUGUACUCGGUUGUGGGAAUCAAAACGUUCAUCUCAUACAAUGUUGAGCUAGGUGAAGAUGACAUCAGAAGUUAUAUGAUUCAACAUUGUAAGAUGCUGGGUAGGUACAGCGAAAAGCUCGAUUCCAACCUAUUGGUUAACUUCAUCAACAUUACUUAUGACAAAACAGACAAGUCAGGUAUCCCCAAUGACCCUAUUGCUCAUAUGGCGUUUUACAGCCCGAAGAAUGUAGGCGCUGGUGCCUUCCGGCUUCCAAAGGAGCGCAAAAGUCAUAUUUUCUCCCCAAUAUCAUACGGUGAGAAGUCAGUUAUUGUUUUCGUAAAAGAAAAGGUUUUUGUCGACGUUAUUCGUGACGCCUUCGGCGUAUGGGUCAGUGCGCACGCAAAUCUACUGGUCGUUGCUGUUCCAGCGCACAAUGGGAGGACAGAAGAGAGCCCUACAGGUUCUGCACAAUCCUCGCGCUCUCAGUGUCUUAGUGGUCGAGCAGACAACCAAGACAGCAGCAGUAAUAACAAUGACACCGUUACCAUAUUGACUGCCCCCAGAGCGUAUGUUGAGGGGUUUACGGGAUUUUCAAGUUCCCAAACGAAUGGAAUCCCUUCGUACUGUCAGAGCGAGUCAGAGUCUACUCAAGCCAGUCAGUGCAGCGCAAGCGGUUUAAAAUUGUCAGAAGGAAAUUUAGCGGGAAAUAAACGCAGCCGCUAA
This is a messenger RNA of Trypanosoma brucei brucei TREU927, 2208 nucleotides long. RefSeq lists its product as hypothetical. The transcript has a single exon. The coding region runs from base 1 to 2208 and encodes 735 amino acids. Gene Ontology annotation, molecular function: dGTPase activity. The record is from RefSeq and is a predicted model, not a curated record. Gene Ontology annotation, biological process: dGTP catabolic process. NCBI's taxonomy places the organism in Eukaryota, Euglenozoa, Kinetoplastea, Trypanosomatida, Trypanosomatidae. Gene Ontology annotation, cellular component: nucleus.